AUGCGCGCCACACUGGCCUGCUGGCAGGGCACCAGCCGACAGUGGAUGCAGCGGCAGUCGCAAGACCCUUUUGUGACCAAGGCGCGCCAGGACGGCUACGUCGCACGCAGCGCCUACAAGCUGAUCCACAUGGACGACCGCUUUCACCUCUUUGAUCGCCAGCAUACACGCAUCGUGGUGGACCUCGGCUGCAGCCCGGGUGGGUGGUGCCAGGUGAUACGCGAGAGGGCCGGCGACCGCUGCUUCCUCCUUGGUGUCGAUCUUCUGCCCAUCAAGGCGAAGAUCCCGAACGCUGUUAUUGUGCAGGGUGACUUUACAGAGGCCGCCACGGAAGAGAAACUUGUGAAGCGCCUUGCACAUCACAGUGCUACUCUCGGCAGAACCGAUACAGUGACAGCGGCGGCAGCGUCGUCCGCCUCUCGCUUUACCGGAGUGGAUAUCGUCACGUCGGACAUGUGCCCUAACCGAAUGGGCGGCUCUCAAGAUCGGCAGCGCAUUGCGCAGUUGAAUCUGCAAGCCAUCAACGUUUGCGCACCGCUACUGCGCACUGGCGGACACUUUGUAUGCAAAGUGCUCGGGAGCCGCGCUGCCUACGAGGAGCUGUGGUGCCUCCUGUCCCGUCUCUUCCUCACUGUGCACACGUGUAAGCCGCCGGCGAGUCGCAUGCACAGCGAUGAAGCUUUCUUGGUGGCGCUUGGCAAGCUUGCGGCACCGCGUCCGGCAUCAUUCACCACUCGAAGCCGCGCCUCGAGAGCGGUCAUGAGCAAAGCUAAUAGAGACAGUGGCGGUGGGAGUCAUCUCGGCCUGGACGACUGGCCAGGGUUUUGCCGAGCAGGAAGGAGUCAGCGGUGGAGCUGA
Messenger RNA from Leishmania braziliensis MHOM/BR/75/M2904, 858 nucleotides. Its product is annotated as ribosomal RNA methyltransferase-like protein. The transcript has a single exon. The record is from RefSeq and is a predicted model, not a curated record. Lineage: Eukaryota; Euglenozoa; Kinetoplastea; Trypanosomatida; Trypanosomatidae. Gene Ontology annotation, molecular function: rRNA (uridine-2'-O-ribose)-methyltransferase activity. Gene Ontology annotation, biological process: RNA methylation. The coding region runs from base 1 to 858 and encodes 285 amino acids.